Molecule: messenger RNA, 1916 nt
Organism: Helianthus annuus (common sunflower)
Lineage: Eukaryota; Viridiplantae; Streptophyta; Magnoliopsida; Asterales; Asteraceae
Product: small ribosomal subunit biogenesis GTPase RsgA 1, mitochondrial
Exons: 5
Coding region: 157-1629 (490 amino acids)
Molecular function (GO): GTP binding; GTPase activity
Source: RefSeq, a predicted model, not a curated record
AAAUGAAGGUAGAACGUAGAAACAAAAAGAACGUAACCAAAACGACGCCGUUGCAAAUUGCCCGAUCAAUCAUAUAACACUUGGAACAGUGAACACUACCACUAGCGUCAUCUUCUUCAACAACCUCCAAUGACGGAAAAACCCUAACGGUUUCCGAUGUCAUCACUCUCAUCAUCCUUCCUCCGCCACCACCACACGCCGCUCAUAUGGACCACCGUACACCGCCUAAACUCCUCCACUUUCCGUUCCCUCUCAAUCGCCGUUUGCCGUAGCCAAAACCGCGAAAACGUGUCCAGAAAGUCACAACAACCGAGCAAACACCUGCUCAAAGCUCGCGACGCCGUGAAACAGUUCUCGUCGCUCUCGCCGUCGCUUAACGCCGCCGAUAAGCUCCACCUGUCGCCGGAUAAAGCGAUCGGAAAAGUCGCGUCAGCUCAAGCGAAUUUCAUGCGUGUUGUGGUUGAAUCACAGAAAUCGGACGAAGAACAUGAAAAACAUGAAGGACAUAACGGAUCUGGAGUUGAAUUGCUGUGUGUGGUGAGGAACUUGUUAAAGAAGAUUAAGAGGAGAGUUUUGGUAGGGGAUAAGGUGUUAGUAGGUUCGAUUGAUUGGAAUGAUAGAAGAGGAGUGAUAGAGAAUGUGUUCGAGAGGAAAACUGAAGUGAUUGAUCCGCCUGUAGCGAAUGUGGAUCAUCUGCUGGUUUUGUUCUCGUUAGAUCAACCGAAACCGGAGGAGUUUUCGGUCACUAGGUUUUUGGUUGAGGCUGAGUCGACUCGGAUACCGGUUACACUUGCUUUGAACAAGGCUGAAUUGGUAGAUAAAGAGACUGUGAGUUUAUGGAAAUCCAAGCUUCGCAGCUGGGGUUAUGAGCCAAUCAUUUGCAGUGUCGAGACCAAAACGGGACUUGAUUCUCUGCGAUUCAGCUUAAGAGACCAGACCUCUGUAAUUGUGGGUCCGAGUGGUGUAGGAAAGUCCAGUUUGAUUAACGCUUUAAGAAGCGAACACUUUCGUUUUGGGCCUGCAGAAGUGGAUGAUUGGCCUAACUCUAUUUCAGGAAGCAAAUGGCUUGAAGAUCAACGAGUUGGAGAAGUGUCGGCAAGAAGUGGCAGAGGAAAGCACACAACUCGCCAUGUUUCUUUGCUUCCAUUAUCUGGUGGAGGAUAUAUCGCAGAUACUCCUGGUUUUAAUCAACCGAGUCUACUGAAGGUUACAAAACAGUCUCUUGCACUAUGCUUCCCAGAGGUUCGAAAAAUUCUUUCGGAGAGUCACCCGUCGAAGUGUGCGUUUAGUAAUUGUUUGCAUCUUGGGGAACCAGGGUGCCUUGUGAAACCCGACUGGGAAAGAUAUCAAUACUAUUUCCAGUUGCUUGAUGAGAUCAAAAUCAGAGAAGAAUUUCAGUUGCGAACUCUAGGAACCAAACGUGAGGGUGACGUCAGAUUCAAAAUGGGAGAUAUGGGAAUCAAGCAAGCUGAACCGCGGCUGGAGCCGAAGAAACAUAGAAGGCAAUCGCGUAAGACGACAAAACAGUCUUUCCUAAAUGACUUGGAGAAUGAACUUGAAGAAGAAGAUGAUGAAAGCUAUUUAGAUGAUGAUCCAAUCAUACGAGCAAUGGAGAAUGAAAAACAGUAAAACAUGCCACUUGCUGAACAUAGUAAUUCGUAAAUACUAGGAGGUAAUUAGUUUGCUUUUGGUGUCGUCGCUGAGGAUGACGUGGCUUAAGUAAUUGAUUGGUGUGAGAAGCAAUUAAGCAAAAUCGUAUCAUAGACUACUACUAGUAGAUGUGAACCAACUCAAUGCCUAUGUCAUGCUUUUUUUGUAAAGGUUAAUGUAGAAACUAGAUCUUCUGCAGAAAAGAGACUAGUUCUUGAAUCUGAAAGUCAAAUAUCAAUCCUCUUUUUGGGAUUAUCUUGAAACUU